UAUGGUGUGAUGUGAUGAUCAGGUGUCCACAUACUUUUGGCCAUAUAGUGUAUUAUUUAGACUGGACAGCAGUGAUUCAAUCAUCAGUUACAUUUUUUUGUAUGUCAUGGGGAAAGACACAGAGAGUCCCACUGUCUUGGCCUAUUGGCAGACCAGAUGCCAGCCCUUUCUGUGAAAUUACACUCUACAUGAAGUGUCUGCUGCUCAUGGGCAUUAAUUAUAGGCAUGCUGUUCCAGGAAACCUGUGCUCUUCCUACCUGGGUGUCACCAUGCAGCUAUUCCAUGUCCUACAAAGUUAACAUAGUCCCUUCCAGUAGCGUGAGUGAGUGCGGUGGACAUCUCUGUACACCUUUCCAUUCAGUCCUGAGGGUCGGUCCCUCAUGACAUUGUGACAUAGGUUAAGUGAUAGUGAAAUAAAAUGCUUGUUAUGCAUGUAACUGUGGUUCUAUGAACACUGGAUAAGCACCAGUGUUCCCUGUACCUCAGAAGCAGCAGGAACCCGGCAGGAACUCGGCUAGAAGGUUGCACGGACCAAGGAAUGUUGACCACAGAAUUGAUGUCAAAUACAAAAGUGGCACACUAUCUUGAUAUUAUUUAGUACAAUAGUUUGCCGGUUUGGGACAAAACCAUGGCAGAACACAUGCACUGCAUCAUUAUUUAUUUUUAAGCACAUUAUUUUGAAGCUAAAUCUCAGCUAAGGCUUCUGUUUGAACAACCUAUGACAUCAUAUGUCUGAAACUGUCACUCAAACUUGGGAGGUGUGGUCAAAUUACAAGCUAUAAAAAUAUCAGAGCUGGCUUGCUCUAUCAUGUAUUAGAUUACUGUUAAUGUUUUUCAAAGGCAACACCUAAUAUACUGUUAUUUUUAAAUAUGUUGAAGACUUUUUAAUAUGCUGUACUUAUGAACCUGACGGAGUUUAACCAGUCUGAUCGCUGUGAGCAUUUCUCCUGUCCAGAGAGAUCUGGAUCUCCUGCAGUUUAUAUCUUACUGUACGUGUGUUCAGCUGCUGUGGUUCUUCUAACACUGUGUGGAAAUAUGCUCGUCAUCAUCUCUGUUCUUCACUUCAAGCAGCUUCAUACACCAACAAACCUGCUCGUGCUCUCUCUAGCGGUGUCGGAUUUCCUCAUCGGUGCUUUAUUAAUGCCACCAACAUUAAUCUGGAUAAUCAAGUCAUGCUGGAUUUUUGGGAGAGCUUUCUGCAUCACGUUUUGCAUGAUUGCCAGUUUCAUCGUGGGUUUAUCCAUCUACAAUGUCGCUCUGAUCGCUCUGGAUCGAUAUCUGGCUCUCUCAAAACCCUUUCUCUAUGCAAACAAAAUCUCUAAGUGGACUAUGUGCAUUGUGGUUUAUUCUAACUGGUGUGUGUGUCUAGCAUAUAGCAUAAUAUUCUAUUAUUUCAAUGUAAACUUAAUGGAUUUUGUAAUUUGUCCUGGAGAGUGUUUUCUCAUUAUGAAUGAGGUUUGGACUGUAAUUGAUCUUAUAUUUUCAUUUAUAUUUCCACUCUCUGUCAUAAUCAUAUUGUAUACUCGAGUGUUUGUGAUUGCUAAGAAACAUGUCACUGCUAUCAGAGAGCUUAAUAAUCACACACGGCCUAAAACACAGAAAAUCACCUCACACUCGAUGAAAUCUGAGAGAAAAGCAGCUAAAGUCCUGGGCAUUUUAGUGUCUGUGUUUCUGAUGUGUUUACUUCCGUAUUUUAUUUACAGUUUAUUAGGUGGUGUUAUUGAACUACAGACAAAAACUAUUCAUAAACUUGCGAUUGUGCUUUAUCUUAAUUCCACCAUUAAUCCGUUUAUUUAUGGUCUGUUUUACCCAUGGUUUAGGAGGUGCAUUAAAUUAAUUAUAACUCUGCGAAUAUUCCAGACAGACUCUGCUUUAAUCAAUAUUCUUUCAUGAAAAGGGUUUUUCAUGCCUUCUGAUAGUGUGCCCAAAU
Molecule: messenger RNA, 1930 nt
Organism: Ictalurus furcatus (blue catfish)
Lineage: Eukaryota; Metazoa; Chordata; Actinopteri; Siluriformes; Ictaluridae
Product: trace amine-associated receptor 13c-like
Exons: 1
Coding region: 901-1893 (330 amino acids)
Biological process (GO): G protein-coupled receptor signaling pathway
Cellular component (GO): membrane
Molecular function (GO): trace-amine receptor activity
Source: RefSeq, a predicted model, not a curated record